This is a messenger RNA of Phyllotreta striolata, 1389 nucleotides long. The record is from the annotation of a GenBank genome assembly. NCBI's taxonomy places the organism in Eukaryota, Metazoa, Arthropoda, Insecta, Coleoptera, Chrysomelidae.
AUGACGUUUAUAAGGCCUUGUUUACUUUUAAAGAGGUACUUUGGUUCGAAGCCGAAUAAUCCAAAAAUUUGUAUUGUGGGAGCAGGACCGGCAGGAUUUUACGCCGCUCAGCAUCUGAUUAAGAAACUCAAAUCAUGCGAGGUGGACAUAAUCGAAAAAUUGCCCGUUCCCUUUGGCCUGGUAAGAUUUGGCGUGGCCCCCGAUCAUCCAGAGGUCAAGAAUGUCAUUAACACUUUUAAUAAAGUGGGAGAAAAUCCUUUCGUUAGAUUCUUAGGAAAUGUUACACUCGGUAGAGAUGUUUCUUUGAGAGAUCUUCAGAACGCUUAUCAUGUUGUCUUACUUACGUACGGAGCGGAAAAAAGUAAAACACUGGGGAUUCCCGGAGAACAUUUAGCCAAUUGCGUCGAAGCCAGGAGGAUUGUAGGAUGGUACAAUGGAUUACCAUGGGACAAAAACUUGAAAAUAGACCUUUCGAAAGAAGUAGUGGCUAUUUUUGGCCAAGGAAACGUUGCUAUAGAUGUAGCUCGAAUACUGUUGUCCCCUGUAGAUGAAUUAAAAAAAACUGAUAUUACACAGUACGCCUUGGAAGCCCUUUCAAUGUCCAAAGUAAAGAGAGUAUUCCUCGUGGGUCGCAGAGGACCUUUGCAAGCUGCUUAUACAAUCAAAGAACUAAGGGAAAUGUUAAAAUUGAAAACCUGCUCUACAAUAUGGAGGGCGGAAGAUUUUAAAGGAGUCGCUGACCACAUCCCGCAUCUUGCAAGACCGAAGAAGCGCAUAACAGAACUUAUGCUAAAAUCAUUAAACGAGCCACAAACUCCCAAAGAUAAAGAAUUUCGACCGAUUUUCUUCAGAUCUCCAUUGAGUAUCUCGGGUAGCGAGUCCGUUGAAAAGGUGGUUAUGGGAAUUAACAAACUAGAAGGGGAUAAUAUUUUGGAGCAAAAAGCUGUAUUGACGGACGGAAUGGAAGAAUUAAAUGCAGGCCUAAUCGUACCCAGUAUAGGCUAUAAAUCGAUACAGGUGGACGAGAAUAUACCUUUCGAUGGUGCUCGAGGGCUGGUGAAAAAUAACAAUUUUCGUGUCAAUACAGGACUGUACGUGUCUGGCUGGUUAGGCACCGGACCGACCGGUGUAAUACUCACAACAAUGAGUAACGCAUUCGAAGUAGCUGAAAAUAUAAUCGAAGAUAUUCAAUCUGAGCAUUUAGCUGAAGAUGCGAAAGGCGGCAUCGAAGAUAUUACUCCGAUUUUAGCAUUAAAAAAUGUACAAACUGUUAAUUGGAUGGGUUGGGAGAAGAUCAAUCGACACGAACAAUUCGAAGGGAACAAAUUAGGUAAACCAAGGGAAAAAGUAGUGGAUAUAGAAAAAAUGUUGGCUAUCGCUUCAUCAUAA